Dacryopinax primogenitus is the source of this 1968-nucleotide messenger RNA. RefSeq names its product extracellular phytase. Gene Ontology annotation, molecular function: alkaline phosphatase activity. The transcript is spliced from 6 exons. The coding region runs from base 1 to 1968 and encodes 655 amino acids. The record is from RefSeq and is a predicted model, not a curated record. Gene Ontology annotation, biological process: dephosphorylation. NCBI's taxonomy places the organism in Eukaryota, Fungi, Basidiomycota, Dacrymycetes, Dacrymycetales, Dacrymycetaceae.
AUGCUCUCUGUUGUCCCCGUUGCUGUUUCUCUCUUGUCGCUUGCUGCUCUCGGUGGUGCCCAGACGUUCCAGCGUCUUGGCACUUGCCCCAGCUUGGGAUGCAUUUUCCCUCCUGACCAGACGGACUUCCUUCCUGGUGCUUUCUUCGACAUCCGGGCUGAGAUCCAUGCCCCGGUCAACGGUUCCGAGGCUAACGGCGGUGUUCCGGACACUGCGUUCGGCUUCACCCUGGAGAAGGUUGGCUCCGAUGCAAAGCCGAUCUCCGCUUUCUUCAACGUGAAUGAGCCCAAUAUGGAGAGCUGGAACUUCACCUGGUUCGAAGACCUCUUCGCCAAGGAUGCGAACACUCCUUCCCUCGUCCGCGUCGCGUCCAAGGCAUGGCGCAAGGUCUCCCUCAACGAGCCUGGUGACUACGUCGCGACUCUUGCCUAUUACAAUGGCAGCAAGACCGUUGCCAACUGGCACGUUCGUGACCAGUCCCCUGCCCGUAAGGCCAAGAACAUCCUCCUGUUCAUCGGUGACGGCAUGACUACCAACAUGAUCACCGCCGCUCGUUUGAUGGCGCACAAGUCCAUCAACGGCAAGUACCAGUCCCUGAUGGCGAUGGACAAGUUCCCCGUCGUGGGCCAUCAGAUGACCCACUCGAUCGACUCCUUCAUCACCGACUCUGCCAACAGCGCGACCGCCCUCUACACCGGUCACAAGUCUACAGUCAAUGCUCUCGGCGUAUAUGCAGAUUCUUCCAAGACUCCCUACGACGACCCCAAGGUCGAGACGAUUGCCGAGAUUUUCCGCCGCAAGAUGGACGGUGGUGUCGGUAUCGUUUCCACUGCCUUCAUCGCUGACGCGACCCCUGCUGCUCUGACGUCCCACACCCGUGACCGCAACCAGUACGGCCCCGUCAUCGACGCAUAUCUUAACGGCAUAGUCAAUUACACCUGGACAAAUUGGUCCGGGCCCGAUGUCCUCUUCGGUGGUGGAGCUGAGCAGUUCUAUCCCGGCCCCGGCUCCUUCCAGGGCAAGGACUACUACUUGGAAUUCGAGAAGAAGGGUUACCAAGUCAUCUGGAACAAGACUGCCAUGCAGGCCGCCUCCAAUGACACCAAGACGCUCGGUAUCUUCUCCGUCAACAACAUGGCCAAGUGGCUCGACCGCAAUGUCUACACCGAGAACCUGAAGAACCAAAAGAACUCUCCUGAUGGAAAGGGGACCGAUGCCCUCGACCAGCCUGGUCUGAAGGAGAUGACCGUGAAGGCGAUGGAGAUCCUCCAGGCUCGCAGCGGUGAUAAGGGUUGGUUCAUGAUGUCCGAGGCUGCUUCGAUCGACAAGCAGAUGCACACCCUCGACUACGACCGUGCCCUGGGUGAACUGCUCGAGCUCGACGACACUAUCCGUGCUUCGAUCGAGUACCUCAGGGAGACCGGAGAGCUCGAGUGCACUCAGAUCCUCGUCACCGCCGACCACGGGCACGGAUUCGAUGUGUUCGGCUCUGUCGACACCAAGUACAUGAACGCCGCCUCCACCGACAGGCAGAAGCGUGGCUCGAUCGGCACCUACCAGAACUCUGGUCUCUCCCAGUACACCUUCGGCGGCAACCUCACCUACUCCGAGGGCGUUUACUUCCCUGCUCGCUGGGACCCGCGCUACACCCUUGCUGAGGGUCUCGGUGCCCAUCCGGAUGAGCGCGAGAACUUCGAGGUCGUCAAGCCUGGCCCUCGUCUUCCCGCAGUCAACAUCUCCGCCGAGCACCCUACCGACUUCUACGUCAAUGCCAAGGAGACCCAGACCGGGUUCAUCGUUAACGGCACCCUGCCGGUGAACAACGAUCAAGGUGUGCACUCCCUUACCGACGUUCCUGUGUACGCCAUGGGGCCUUGCCAAGAAGUGUUCGGGGGAACUUAUGGCAAUAUCGAUAUUUUCUACGGCAUGGCUAACUGCCUUGGCCUUGGCACCCCUUCUACAUGCUAG